UGAUGCCUCUUUGCCAUACACCUAUUAUAAAUGAUUGAGAGAUUUACUUGAACUCGGCUCUUUGACCGUGCUAACGAGCCUGCCGUUAUACUCUGUACCGAGCCGUACAAGCCCGCGACAACCGGCAUCAUGAUGUUCGGGGCUACGAAGCUGCAGGUAGCUACGUAUCUGCUGGGCGUCUGUCCAUUCUCCAUUGCGUUCCUGGUCUUCAUGAACUCGGAAGUCUCAUUCGUCAUCACUGACCUAAUCGGAAAAGAUCGUGGAGUUGGCGAUGCAGUCGGCACCCUGGGUUUUGCAGACGAAUUGGUUGCCCUCGUUGCCUGCCCGUUAUGGGGUGUCCUAUCCGAUCGCAUGGGUUUGCGAUUUGUAUGUGUCGUCGGAUAUUUGAUCAUUUGCCUAGCUUUAGCGCUCUUCGUCCAGGCACGUAACGUCUACCCUCAGCUUCUUCUAGCUCGGCUGCUUUUUAGCCUAGGGGGUGCCGCGGCGUCGACAAUGGUCACUGCUAUUUUGCCUGCUGUUGCUGGCUCUCCGAACAAACCGACGGGCCAACUGAGACAUUCCAGGGUGAUACAGAUCUUCGGCAACACUACUCAUAUCUCAAGUCCGUCGAUUGCUUCCGAAUCGACCAUCACUCCGGAGCGCUUCCUCUCUCGCGCAUCUCAGCGUCAGAACGGCCGUAACAAGUCCGAAGGAGACUCUCAACUGGCAUCCUCUACUAGCAAGAUUGCAGGAUUUGUUGGUAUGGGUGCAGGCACUGGUGCUCUGAUCGCAUUAGGCCUUUUCCUUCCUCUCCCAGCCAAGUUUCAAUACGCUGGAGUAGGACAAAAGGCUGCACUGAAAUACAGCUUCUAUGUUGUUGCGGCUGUGGCGUUUGUGUUGGCCUUAUGUUGCUUGUUUGGACUUGGCAAUCUACAGACUCAAGUCGAAGCCAGUCAAGUCAAAGACAGUGAUGAUCAACAACGAAAGUCCAGACUACCCAGCAUCAGCGACAUCCGCCAGAUGAUGGAAAACUUCAAAGUGGCAAUCAUUGUUGGCUUUGAACGCUCAGAGAUUGCCAUUGGCUACCUUGGAGGUUUUGUGGCUCGCGCUUCCUCGGUCGCCAUCUCACUCUUCAUCCCCCUUUUGGUCAAUGCUACCUUUCACAACUCGGGAUUAUGCAAUGUUGAUGGCAAUGAACAUGAUCCCAAUGGUCUUCCCGAUAUCAAGAAAAGAUGUCCCCGUGCCUAUGUUGUCGCCGCUGAGCUAACGGGUGUCUCACAAAUGAUAGCUCUGAUAUGCGCCCCUCUCUUCGGUUACUGGUGCGCCAGAGUAUCUCGAAAGCAGAUCCCGCUUCUGUUCGCUUCAAUAUCUGGUAUCGUGGGCUACCCCCUUUUUGCCAAUGUCUUUCAUCCGCGAAACUCAACAGCUGCUGCCCUCUUCGUUGACUUUUUCGCGGUCAGCCUCAUCGGAGUCAGUCAGAUUGGAGCAAUAGUUUGCAGCUUGGGAACCUUGAGCACAGGUGUACUCCUGGAAAACCCAAGAACGACAAAACGAACUUCCAUCGUCGAUGCAAACGGGGACAACACGGAAGCCAACGAAGGACAGCCGCUUCUACCCAGCGGUCGACAAAACAACAAAAGCUCGUCUUUGUCGACUCUUAAGGGCUCAGUUGCUGGCGUCUACUCCCUAUACGGCGGCCUUGCAAUCUUGAUUUUAACCAAAGUGGGAGGCCUGCUGUUUGAUAAAGUAUCAUUAACAGCUCCAUUCUAUAUUAUGGCUGCAUUCAAUGCAGUUCUCAUGGUUGCUUGUUUGGUUCAGAGUCUGCUCGGCGUCAACUCCAACCAUGUGUAGUUAUCCAGGGCUUCUCUUAUCGAACAGAUUCAACACCGUCAUUUUCCUGUACGUUGGGUGUGAUCAUCUAUGAUCGGAAUAAUCGGAAUCACCGCCGUUCGGACUGCCUGAGAAACCUGACUGUUCUGACUUACCGUUCUCCGGUGUCAGCUAUGCAAGGCUUACCUCGCUCAUCUCAGCUCUCAGUGGUUGUUCUAGGUCAAUACUGCCGUCACAUCCGUCACACUUCAUCUCAAAAGCAAUUGCUGUCGCGAAAACAAGUCUAGAUCCAGCCUAGCUGUUAGGACCGUGGCAGCUGCAUGUACAUGGCAUGACCCUCCUAUACCAGCCAUGAUGAUAUAGGGCUGCGACGAAUUUGACGACUCUACACUCCGCGUCGUGGAUCUAUCAUACAACAUCUGAUCUCGGCCGUUGACGCGGGUCAGAUUUUGGCUGCACAACAGAAGUCUUACUUCACCAAGUGUCAUCGCAGGCCCUGACCUGGGCAUGUCCUUCGUACUAUAUGUCUAAGUAGCGUCCACCAACUUGGACUCAUCCACAUGAAACAUAUUCAUCAACACAUCUCUUCCACGCUCCACACUGAACCCGUCAAUACGAGACUGGAUGUCCUUUCGGGAUUUGCGAACCUCACCAGCGAUGGCCGACCAUGGCAUAGUUGUCGUCUUGUGUCUCUCAUCUCCGAGAGUACCACUCACUUCUAUAUCCACAAUUUUGCCAUGUCUUUUUCUGAAUACACCAUUCACGAUCACGGCAUCUAUAUCGGCGGCCUCACUGAAUCGCACAAUCGCAGUUACCGGAUCAUGCUCUGCCGCCGCGAGCAUACCUACGCUGUUGGCGGCGUCGAAGACGACCAUGUCCGCCUUCUUCCCCGGCGAUAUACUGCCCACCACGCUUUCGAGCCCUAGACACCUCGCCCCGCGGAUGGUCAUGAGGUUGUACGCUUCCUCGGACGACCCAAGGACGUUUGCCCGUGGGAAGUUGAGCUGGCCGCCGUCACGUGGGGUGAUGCGGUUGUUGUUCUCGAGCCGUGCGAGCUGAAGCAGUGAGCGGGCCUGUAGGACGAUGCUGGAAGGGUUGUUGCUGUGGCAGUCCACUCCCAAAGAAGUGUUGGUCGGCUGUUGUUGUGUUUGUGCUCGGUUCUGGUUUCGAUCUCUAAGUAUCCCGUGCAGUCCGACGGGCCAACCCAUGCCCAUUUGCGCCUCAGUGUCAGGUGUGCUGGAGAUGGGAGUCCCCGUUGAAGCGACUAGCGAGAGGUCUUUUUCCUCCACGCCAUUGCAGUGCGACAAUAACAAAAAUGGUUGUUUCGCAUCACCGGUUUCUGUGUACAUCUCGGAUGGUGGAAAAGGUGGUCGAAGAAGGUCAUAGGAAGAAAAGAGCUGAAUCAUGGAUUGAAAACCUUUGGGUACCGUGUCAGUUUUCAUCACGUAUCCGAUAUUUUUUGUGUGCUUUGCUUUUUUCUUCCUACCUUGAAGUGCAUUUCGACCGACAUGUGUCGUGACGAUUCUGAGACCCUUGGACCCCAAGUCAUUCAACAGUCCCAGUACCAUAUCCUUGGGUAGGAACCAGAGGUCGAAUCCUAACCCGAUUUCCACCGUCGCAUUCUCAUUUCGCUUCCCAUUAUGUUGUUCUAUCAAGUCUCCGAGUUGAGACAUUGCCCAAUCCGGGAGAAGGUCAUCGGUCGGCACACACUCGGUUUGAUUCCACAGGGUCAUCCUCAUGGGAACCGAAUAAGCAAAGAUGGAACGGAUGCCUGAGUCGGUGGUAGCCGAGAUUGCUGCGUUUGCUAGAAAAAAAAACAGUAAGAGUCUCGUCAGUGAUGGUGAGACCAAACCACACACGAAAAGGGAG
Molecule: messenger RNA, 3678 nt
Organism: Exophiala oligosperma
Lineage: Eukaryota; Fungi; Ascomycota; Eurotiomycetes; Chaetothyriales; Herpotrichiellaceae
Exons: 2
Coding region: 130-1830 (566 amino acids)
Biological process (GO): transmembrane transport
Molecular function (GO): transmembrane transporter activity
Source: RefSeq, a predicted model, not a curated record